Messenger RNA from Leopardus geoffroyi (Geoffroy's cat), 2317 nucleotides. It is a transcript of the gene MLPH, whose product is annotated as melanophilin. The record is from RefSeq and is a predicted model, not a curated record. Lineage: Eukaryota; Metazoa; Chordata; Mammalia; Carnivora; Felidae. Gene Ontology annotation, cellular component: cortical actin cytoskeleton. Gene Ontology annotation, molecular function: myosin binding; actin binding; small GTPase binding. Bases 260 to 2008 code for a protein of 582 amino acids. Gene Ontology annotation, biological process: intracellular protein transport. The transcript has 16 exons.
CCACCCGGCUGUGGUCCGAGCCCGGCCACCCUUGCAGGUCAGGUGCCCCGUGCCCGGCGCCCCGCGCCCUGCCUGGCCCCCUGCGCUCAACGCCCCGGCGCCUGGCCCCGACUAUACCGCCUCGCCCCAGUGUGCCCGGACCCGACACCCUGCCUUGUCGCCUUCUUUUCCCUCGGAGGACCGGAAAGAGCAGCCCCGGGGGCCGGGCCAGGGCCUGCACACCCCUAGAAAGGAGCCGGUGUGAUCCUGACAGGCAGAGAUGGGGAAAAAACUGGAUCUUUCCAAGCUCACGGACGACGAGGCCAAGCACAUCUGGGAAGUGGUUCAGCGGGACUUUGAUCUGAGAAGGAAAGAAGAGGAAAGGCUGGGGGGAUUGAAGGACAGGAUUAAGAAAGAGAGCUCCCAGAGGGAGCUGCUCUCAGAUGCGGCCCACCUGAAUGAGACCCACUGCGCCCGCUGCCUGCAGCCCUACCGGCCCCUCGAGGCCCCCAAGAGGCAAUGCCUGGAGUGUCACCUCUUCACCUGCCAAGACUGUAGCCACGCCCACCCGGAGGAGGAGGGCUGGCUCUGUGACCCCUGCCACCUGGCCAGGGUUGUGAAGAUGGGCUCACUGGAGUGGUACUACGGGCACCUGAGAGCCCGCUUCAAGCGGUUCGGGAGUGCCAAAGUGAUCCGGUCCCUGUGCGGGCGGCUGCAGGGUGGAGGUUUGCCUGACAGGGCACGUGACUCACCUGACCUCCACAGUGGGCCUGAGCCAAGCCCUGGAGAGGGAAGUGGAGACAGUGAGCAGACAGAAGACGAUGGAGAACUGGACACAGUGGCCCAGGCCCAACCCCUUGGGAGCAAAAAAAAGCGCCUCUCCAUUCACGGCUUGGACUUUGAGGCAGACUCUGAUGGCUCGACUCAGUCCUGCGGUCACCCCCCAUAUCUGUCCCCGGUCCCGAUGGCCACAGACAGCCUGCAGGCCCUCACAGGUGAAUCCCGUGCCAAGGACACCUCCCAGGAGGCCAUGGUCCUGGAAGAGGCUGAUGUCGGUGCCCCUGGACUCCACCCUCAUCCAGAAGAGCAGACAGACAGCCUCUCAGCUGCCAGACAGGACACCCUCACGGAGCCCCGCUUCCCCAGACAGUCCUGCACAACAGCCCUGGGGUUGGCUGUCACACCCGGUCCGGGCGUCAUCACCAGUAGUGAGCGGCUCUCCUCCCGGUACCCGGCUGACGAAGGCACCUCCGAUGACGAGGACGCCGCGGCUGACGGUGUGGCCUCCCAGAGCCUCACGUGGAGGGACUGCGCCCCGGCUGAGAGCCAGCAUCUCACCGGCCACCAGCCCACAGACGCCGACAGAGAAGAAGAGACCCUAAAGAGGAAGCUGGAGGAGAUGACCAGCCGCAUCAGUGACCAGGGGGCCUCGUCCGAGGAGGAGGGGAGCAAGGAGGAAGAGGCAGGACUGAACAGGAAAACCUCCAUCGAGGACACACCCGGGGCAGCCCCAGAGGUGCUCGUGGCUGCGGGCCAAACGUCCAGACAGGAAACAAGCCCCCGGGGUCCUCAGGAACUCAUGCAGCCCGGCAGAACCACGGACCAGGAGCUGCUGGAGCUGGAAGACAGAGUGGCCGUGACGGCCUCCGAGGUUCAGCAGGUGGAGAGUGAGGUUUCUAACAUCAAGUCCAAGAUUGCCGCCUUGCAGGCUGCCGGGCUCUCGGUGAGACCCUCGGGAAAGCCCCAGCGGAGGUCCAACCUCCCGAUAUUUCUUCCCCGACUCGUUGGGAGAUUGGGCCAGACCCCUAAGGAUCCAAACGCAGAGGCUUCGGAUGAGGUCAAGGUGAUGACUGCACCCUACCUUCUGAAAAGGAAGUUCAGUAAUCCCCCAAAAAGUCAAGAUAAGGCUGGCGACUCCUUUGACCGGCAGUCAGCGUACCGCGGAUCCCUGACGCAGAGAAACCCCAACAGCAGGAAGGGAGUGGCCAACCACAGCUUUGCAAAACCCGUGAUGACCCAGCGGCCCUGAAGGGGGGUUGUCAGAAGAGGACGGAGCGACCCCGGAGCCCCGGCUUUCCCUCCACCUCAGCCAUCACGUUCCUCCGCCUGCCGUGCACUUUGUGCUGCACUCAGUCCAGCGGAGAGAUGCGACGGAACAGCGUCCAUAAUGGAACCCCACCUGCGAGGGGACUGCCGUCGUCAGACCUUCAGCUAUUCGCCCACGUUCCCUGACGCCCUCCGACACCACCCCUGCCGGCCUGCUCUGAUCCGUGAGAAACAUCUAAGCUGACACUCUUUCCUUUAGGACCGUGUUCAACUUUUUGAAGGACACAAAGUA